Mytilinidion resinicola is the source of this 4079-nucleotide messenger RNA. RefSeq lists its product as uncharacterized. Gene Ontology annotation, cellular component: spliceosomal complex. The record is from RefSeq and is a predicted model, not a curated record. Bases 196 to 3735 code for a protein of 1179 amino acids. The transcript has 6 exons. Lineage: Eukaryota; Fungi; Ascomycota; Dothideomycetes; Mytilinidiales; Mytilinidiaceae. Gene Ontology annotation, molecular function: RNA binding. Gene Ontology annotation, biological process: regulation of mRNA splicing, via spliceosome.
CUCCCAACAACACGCCUCCUUCGACAUCCGCAACCUCACCUCCUCGGCCUUCGUUGUGUCCUCGCCUCUCUUACCAGCUCCCUUAGUUAUGUCGUGAGCCUGCGACGUUCGGCUCGGCUCUCUUGCGCUCUGUCAAAGACAGGAGGCUCAUCCCUCACCACCCGCCUCCGACAAGUAGCUGUCACUCUUGCUACCAUGGCGGCUAUGGAUAACGCCAGCUCUUUCGCGCAAGGCGAUAUACCCGUGAAGCUACGUUGCGCUAUAGACAGCAAGCUCGUAGUCAACGCGUUCCGUCUCCCAUGCUGCGAUCAGAAUAUCUGUGGUUCUUGCCAAAGCGCUCUGCCUGAAUCAUGUCCUGUCUGCGCCCACAGCCCCCUCUCCGCCGAUGCUUGCCAACCGAGCAAAGGCCUCCGCCUGACAGUCUCCGCAUUCAUAAAGAAGGAAGAGAAGAAGCGCGAGAAGGAACGCGCAGCAAACACGCCAAAGCCUGCAGCCGCUACUGCUCCGGCGCCCUCGGCGACGACCUCGUCGAGUGAGCAAGCGCUCGAUACCUCAGAUCAGCCCUUUCAGAGCGUUGAAGCCUCCUCAAGCCAGCAGGAUAACCCCAAUGUGGACGGAGCUUCGACGACAGAGGUAGGAAUCGCAGGGUCAGAAGCUCCGGUUGAUGACAAUCAGGCACCGGAGCAGCAACUCGUUGAGGCAAGCUCGCUGCCUCAAUCUCUCGAUGCCCGACGGGGCAGUACGGCACAAGCUCCAACCUCAAACAAGAGCGUAGGGCGUACCUCAGCUGCUCCUGAGAGCCAACCACAAGACGCUCAGACUGGUGUCCAGAGCGGUGAAAAUGCCGAGGGACAAGACUCAUCCACAAUGUGGAACAAUAUGAACGGAGGCCAAGGACAGAUGUACCCUGGUGCAUUUGGAAACUUCAACAACGGCAUGGACUGGAGCGGCACCACCGGAUUUAACCCCAUGAUGCAAAUGCCAAACGGCAUGAACAGCGGCGACUGGAAUAAUUAUUCGUCAAUGAUGAGCAUGCCAGGCAUGAACAUGGGGCCCAUGUCGCAAGGAAUGUUUGGAGGUUUCGGAGGACAAGGCAUGGGCAUGAAUGGAAUGGCAGGCAUGAAUAUGGGAAUGAACUAUGGCGGUGGUUAUGGCGCGGGAUGGAACGGGCAACAGAUGAGUGGCGGUCACUUUGGUGGCGCGAAUGCAGGAUAUUAUCCCGGUGGUGGAUAUAAUCAAUCAUCGCAGGGAAAUUUCCCACAUCAGAUGCACCAGCAACAGUUCCCCAAGAAUAAUUUCCAGAACCAAAAUCGUUUCCAAGGCCAGGGGGCGUAUCCACAGAGGGGCGGUUUUGGUCGAGGUCAUCAAGGCAAUCUUGCCACUCAAAAUCAUGGUCAGACCUACGGUCAGAACCAGGUUCCCACCUACCAGAAUCACUCCGAGCAAAAGAGCGACGACACCACCGACAGGCAGACUUCCUCGGGGCUACAGGAUUCAUCAAUUCGAAUGACCGUGGAGCAAUCACAAGUUCCUCCAGAUACUGAAGCAGAAGGGGUAGAUGGCGGACCAGAGAAGCCAUCUGAUUCAGCGGAGAAUCUUGGGCCUGACGUGUCUACUGGAAAUAGUGAUAUAAAGGCAGAAGGUGAACAGAACGCUAACAGUAUCAAUGCAUCAGGUUCAGAACAUGAAAACAACGAAACCUUAGAAACGAGCGCAUUGACUAGGCCAGCAGAAGGAUUCGCCGAAGAUACCUCCAUGAAUGCCAAUAUGGAUACACCUACCCAGCAAUUCCAACCUAUUGCCACUGUCGAUACGUCGGAACCGUACUCUCAACCGUUUGACCAUCAAAACAUGAACAUGAACAUGGGGAUGGAAAUGGGCAUGUCACAUGAUAUGAUGGGUCAAGUUUAUCCCGGGCAGGCCCACCAAGUGGGUAUAAUGAACGGCUACUCGCACAGAGGCCGUGCGGGUGCACGGGGUGGAUUUGGACGCGGCGCAGGACAUGACUUUCGUGGCGGUUUUGGUGGACGAGGUGUUCAAGGUGGGGGGUUCAUGUCUACGGGUGCUUUUGGUGGUAGUAAUACAGCCGUUCUACCGCAUAGCGGAGAUGUGACGGUCUUGACUCCUGGAGAACCACGAGGCCUGGGUGUUGAAGGAGCCCCUACUGGUCCGAAGGCCAUGCGUGAAGGGCGCCCCAACACGGGAUUUGCAAGCCGUGGACGAUUCUCUGGACCUCAGGCAUCAGGAGCUGCACACGUAACCCCCGAUGUAUCUGCGACGGGAUCACAGACCCGACCUAGGAGCAAAACACCUGUACGAGACGACUCUCUCCGAGUCCGCUCCAAAUCGCGAUCAAAGUCGCCCGUGAGAGCAAAGUCAAAAUCCAGAUCUCACUCCCGAUCGAGAGAGCAUCGACGAUAUCGGGACCGCUCCCCUACUCCCACCAGCGAGACUAAGUCACGUGAGAAGCAUCAGGAGUACGACGACCGUCGUCGCUCUUCACGGAAGUACAACGACGAUGAACGUGAAAACUUCCCCGAAGAAUCUUAUCUAGAAGAAUCAAAGGAUAAGAGCAAGGAAGAACCAUCUCGAGGCACUUCAGUCGAGUCGCGGUACCGCAGCCGGCGUGACCGAGAAAAGCACCGUUCAUUACGCUCUCACCGAGACCGUAGUCGCGAACAUCGACGCCACAGACACAGAUCCCGUUCAAGGAGUCCCGUGGUUGACGAACCGCUCGAAGGGGAUGAGAAUGGCAACGACCUGCCAAGCGAAUCCAGCAGCCGACGUAAAGGCCGCAGUGAGAAGUACAGGGACCGAGAACGAGACCGCGAACGAGAGCGAGAUAGAGAUAGGGACCGUGAGACGGAACACGACAGAGAUAGGGACCGAGGGGGAAAGGAUAGACGUAGGGACCGAGAACGAGACCGCAAACACUCACGACGGGACCGCUCCAGAUCCCCCCGAUACGCCUCAGACGAUGAACGUCCCCAUCGCUCGUCAAGACCAAGCCACAAAGACCGCGAACGGGAUCGUGAAUACACACACGGCCACUCACAGUCAAGAGGCCAUUCCCCUCCUAUUACCGCUCCCACCGGGCCCUCAAAAGCCCCCGUGGCGGAAACAGAGUUCAAGAUUCAAGGCCGCUCCAAAGCCCGCAACUCGUCUACUGUCGCGCCCAUCGCAACAAACAUGCCGCCGCCUACGCAGCCCAAAUCUUCUCAAGCGGUCUUCCAACCCCCCAAAGGCCCCGCUGCCGAACGCUCCCACGACCGGGACCGCGACCGUGGCUCCCGUCGCCGUCCCUCAUCCUCCGUCCCUUCAACACCCAUCACGCCCACUACUCCCACCACUCCGGCAGUCGACCCGCACACUCUUGAACGUGAGGCCCGCAACCGCGAGCGCAUGCUAAAAGAAGCGCAGCGCCGUGCCUCGCUGCAGAACCCAAAUUCCUCGUUCUCGUCCGCGGAGAAGAAGCGCUCCAGAGACGCCGUUGACGAUGAGGACGAUAAGCCAUUCACGCCGCCCACGGGCCCGAGCUCGCAGCGUUGGAAGCGGCGGCGCGAGAGCGACACUGGCGUCAGCUCGAAACUAGAAGAUCGAGUCGGCGGGAAGGGGAAGAAGGGGCGGGAGGCGCGGCGGAUGAGCUAUAAGUACGAAGACGAGGAGAAUGAUGAGGCGAGGGCGAGGCGGCUGGAUAAGAUGGAGCGAGAAAGGGAAGAGAGUCGGUGGAAUUGAAGGGGUGAUUGGAUGGGUUUGCGGAAAGACGCGUAUAGUGCGUCUGCGUUCAGCGAGAGUGAGGGAUUAGGGGAAAGUGUGUAGUUCCAUGCACUGUGUUCUAUUUCCCCUGCUGCGAUUGCCGUUUUCGGGUUUUCGAGCGAGUUCGUGUGGUUUGCUUUGCCUCUUGGCCUAGACGGAGGCUCCUCUGGGCACGUCGGUGCCUCUGCUAUGAGCUCAUCUCCACUUUGCGUUGGAAGGUUGCUUUUAGGACGAGGUCCUGAGCAUUGGCGGGUUUGGCGUUUGCGUUCGUGGAAAAUGCCAAUAGGUACAUAACAUACAAUCAAGACAAAUGAUCUUCAUGG